GCCAGCAGCAGCAGCAGCAGCAGCACUGGUCGGACUGGAGUAUGAGAACUGUCCGGAGAGCAUAGAUGAGCAAAACCUCUGGAUUAUCCGCGCGCUGGAGAGGCCAGAACCGAGCACCGUGGUGGACUGUCUUUAUCUAGUCGUCAAAAGGGAAAAGAGCCACGGGGGGGAAGCAUGGCGGUAGAAGAGGAAGGUCUGCGGGUUUUCCAGAGCGUUAAAAUAAAAAUAGGAGAGGCAAAAAACAUCCCUCCGUACCCGGGGCCAAACAGGAUGAGGGACUGCUACUGCACCGUCAACCUGGACCAGGAAGAAGUCUUCAGGACCAAGAUCAUCGAGAAGUCACUUUGUCCGUUUUAUGGAGAGGACUUCUACUGCGAGAUCCCACGUAGCUUCAGACAUCUCUCUUUCUACAUCUUUGACAGGGACGUCUUCAGGAGGGACUCCAGUAUCGGCAAGGUUGCAGUGAAGAAAGAGGACCUGCAGAAAUAUCACGGCAAAGACACCUGGUUUCAGCUUCAACCUGUCAGCGCUGACUCAGAGGUGCAGGGGAAAGUGCACCUGGAGCUGCGUCUAAGUGAGGUCAUCACAGACAGCGGAGCCAUCAACCACAAACUGGCCACACGAGUUUUGGAGUGCCAAGGCCUUCCUAUCGUCAACGGCCAAUGUGAUCCCUACGCUGCUGUCUCCUUAUUAGGACCUUCAAGGUCAGAAGCAAAGAAGACCAAAGUGAAGAGGAAAACCAACAACCCCCAGUUUGAGGAGGUUUUCUAUUUUGAGGUGACGCGGCCAUUAAGCUAUACAAAGCGGCAGUUCGAUGUUGAAGAAGAAGACGUUGAUAAGCUAGCAUUGAGGGUGGAUCUGUGGAACGCCAGCAACCUGAAGUUCGGGGACGAGUUUCUCGGAGGUGUUCGCGUUCCUCUGCGUGUCUUGGGUCAGGCAGGGGUCCACGAUGCAUGGUACUAUCUCCAGCCGAGGGAGAACGGCGGGAAGUCAGUGAAGGUAGAAGAGCUCGGCUCUCUGCGUCUUAACAUCGUUUACACGGAGGACCAUGUCUUCCCCUCCGAUCACUACACCCCCCUCAGAGAUCUACUGCUGCACUCUGCCAACGUAGGGCCUGUUUCUGCGUCCACGGCUCAUAUUCUGGGGGAGGUGUGUCGAGAGAAACAAGAAGCAGCCAUUCCCCUCGUGCGACUGUUUCUUCACUACGGCAAGAUUGUGCCUUUUAUCAGCGCCAUAGCACAUGCUGAAGUCAACCGCACACAGGAUCCUAACACCAUUUUCAGAGGAAACUCGCUGACCUCUAAGUGCAUUGAUGAGACCAUGAAGCUGGCAGGGAUGCACUAUCUACAAGUCACGCUCAAACCCAUCAUAGAUGAGAUUUGCACAGAACACAAACCUUGUGAAAUCGACCCGGUGAAGCUCAAAGAGUCGGAGAACCUGGACACAAACAGGGAAAACCUUCGUCAGUAUGUAGACCGGAUCUUCAAUGUCAUCACCACCUCUGGCGUUCGCUGUCCCACCGUCAUGUGUGAUAUCUUCUUCUCGUUAAGAGAGUCCGCUGCCACCCGUUUCCAAGUUGACCAAGAUGUCCGGUACACGGCAGUAAGCAGUUUCAUCUUCCUGCGUUUCUUCGCUCCAGCCAUCCUGUCCCCCAACUUGUUCCAUUUAAGGCCGCACCAUCCAGACCCUGCCACCUCUCGAACCCUCACCCUCAUCUCCAAGACCAUCCAGACCCUGGGAAGUCUUGCCAAGUCUAAAUCAGCCAAUUUCAAAGAGUCUUACAUGGCUGCGUUUUAUGACUACUUCAAUGAGCAGAAAUAUGCCGACGCUGUGAAGAAUUUCCUGGACCUGAUCUCCACCUCUGGAAAGUGGGACCAGAAGAGUAUCGAAACACCGAUCAUGCUCAAAGAGGGAUUUAUGAUCAAGAGAGCUCAAGGAAGAAACCGUUUUGGAAUGAAGAACUUCAAGAAGAGAUGGUUUCGCCUCACCAAUCACGAGUUCACCUACCACAAAACCAAAGGCGAGGGCGCUCUCUGCAGCAUUCCCAUAGAGAACAUUCUGGCUGUGGAGCGGUUAGAGGAGGAGUCUUUUAAGAUGAAAAAUAUGUUCCAGGUGAUUCAGCCCGAGCGGGCGCUCUACAUCCAGGCUAACAACUGUGUGGAGGCCCGUGACUGGAUCGACAUUCUGACCAAAGUCAGCCAGUGUAAUCGCAAACGUCUUAGCACCUACCACCCUUCAGCCUACCUCAACGGCCACUGGCUCUGCUGCAAGCUCUCUGCAGACACAGCUCCUGGGUGCUCGCCCUGCACUGGCGGCCUCCCUGCAAACAUCCAGCUUGAUGUAGAUGGAGACAGAGAGACGGAGAGGAUCUACUCCCUGUUCAGCACGUACAUGACCAAACUGAUCAAAAUGCAAGAGGCCUGCGGCAGUAAAUCUGUGUACGAUGGGCCUGAACAGGAGGAGUACUCCACAUUUGUAAUCGACGACCCCCAAGAGACCUACAAGACCCUGAAGUUGAUCGUUUCGGCUGUGCAGACUCUGGAGCAGCAGCACACCAAGUACAAACGGGACAAGUUCAAGAAAACAAAGAUAGGCAGCCAGGAGCAUCCAAUUGGAGACAAGAGUUUCCAGUGCUACAUCCGCCAGCAGUCGGAGAGCUCCACCUACUCCAUCUAGCAGCGGCCCUGUGAACUAUUUCUAUGAUGCCUAGAACCAGCAUAUCUUACUCUGCUGCAAAGAAAUCCAUCAUAUCAAUGCUCCGUGUCUUGUGUUGAGAUUUAAAUCUCUAUUCUCCCUGAAAGUGGAGAACUUUGGAAGCAGGUGAUCGUGGUGAGGAAACAAGUCUCUUGAGAGUUGCUUGUUUGAAUAAUUUUAAGGAAAAUAAGAGUUUUUCGACACACACCAGACUGAAGCUGAGCUGAUGGACUAGAUGGACUUUUCCUCUGCAGUCGCUUAAGGUGCAUCACACUCCAUCUUUGGAGAGCAGACCUCAGAUCAACAAGGAAAACGGAACAGUUCUGUAUGAAAGGAAGGAUGUGAACGAAGAGAUAAUCACAACAUCCAUCUUUUUCAGACGACGAGAGAACAAACAAGAAUUUUCACUGGACAGUUUUGACAGUGACAAACACGCACUUUAAUCGCCUCCAAAUCUAUGGAUGAACAAGCCUCGCAGCACACUUUCAAAAAAGCUUAUUUUAUCUGUUUGAUUUGUAUUUGUGUAUUUUAAUGCUCGUUGAAAUCUUCUGUUGUAUUUCAUUCUAGAAAGAAGGAAGGAAGGCCAACUAUUUUUUUCCCUUCUCAGGCGUUGUUAUACCCAUGAACCUGUUUUUUUCUUCUCGUUUUUUUAUUGUCCCUGACCUCCUCAGGAAGGCUGUGAAGGUCGAGGGCACACAAGAAAGGAAUUGUUGGGACCAAGGACAGCCAAGAGAAGCUCGGUGUUAGCAAUCAAAAGAAAUCACACCACAGACAAUUUUAGCUGCAGUUUUCAAAGCUCAUCACCAAUCUCAAUGUUAAGUUCAGGACUUGGGCAUGUUAUUUAAAGAGUUGCUCGGCUGUAGUUUGAUAUUGUACCCCUAUGAGACCAGCACCAGGGUAAGAAGAAAGAUUUCUCUUUUGUUCUGCUUACACUGAGUCAGACAAACAUGGAUGCCAGUUUCUGGAUCUUCAUUUGAUUUAUCAAGUUGACGCUUCUCUUUAAACUAAGACAUCGUACACUUGAUGGCAGAUUAGAUGAACUUCAUCGUAUUCCCCAUUUGUGACCAAAGAAAUUAGAAUGAUUUGAACCCCAGAACAAAUUUCUAUAUGAAUCAGAACCAGACUGACUCACCCAGGCUUACAUGCUGUAAAUCCACGUUGACUCCCAUAUUCUAUGAAGUAAAAGAAAAGUGAAUGAACAUACAUGUAUUCAGUUGGAUUCUGUGUUUAACCACAAUUUCUAUAAUUCAGUUGUCAAAAUAUCCAAUCAGAAGCCACGUAUUAGUACCCCUGACCAAGCAAUCACAACCAUCCACUUUUAAUGAGCUUUAACCGUAUCCUGACUUUUGAAGGUCCACAUUCAUCAAAAGUAACUAAAUCUGCUUCUUUAAAGAGGUGGUGAUACACGCAGACAUGUUUGUUUCUCUUUGGAAGUAGAAAAAUAAUUCAAUCCAAACUAUCCCGUCAGCUCACACAGCAGUCUAUGUUUUAGCACAGCUCAUUCACAAGGAUAGUUUUUAGCUCAACUUAAUCUUAUAUUUUAACUUGAAUCUAUAUACUAACAUUUUAACCAUUCUUCUCUCCAGUUAGAAAAGUCAAAUGGAUAGCAUGUCACUGGUUGUGUUGCCCUGUUGGCUGCCUAAUGAUACAGUUCCUCUGUUCUGUGAGUUUAGCUCUGUCUUACUUUAACGAGCUGCCCCCCCCUGUAGUUUCAGACCUUUUCAUAAUGCAUUCCUCUGAGAAACUGCCUGCUGUGAAUUUUUACCCCGACAGAAUCUGUUGAAGGUACAGGAUUUAAUGCGUUUCAACAUUUUUCAUGUUAACGUACAUAUCAAUCAGCAUUAACUCUCGCCAAACCAGUGCAUGUGAAAUCUAGUUGUAGUCGCAAUGAUAGCCUCCACGGUCACUUCUGUGCAACUGUGUGACUACAAACCACCACUUUUUUUUUUUGUUUGUAUCGUCACAACGAAAUGGUUAUGUAGCCUCAUGGGUGUUCACAGGACCCUGAACAGUGCCAGUCAUCACUUUUAUAAAAUUCUCUUUAUGAAAAACAAACAAAAAAAAAAAUCAUUGUUAAGAUCUUCUUUUAUAUCUCAACACUGUUUAAAAAAAAAAAAAAAACAAAGACACACAAGCAAUUUAUUCCAAUGUCACAUUUUUUCUUUAUCAAAUAUGUUGCUCUAUGAGGACGUUUCUCAACAGAUCGACUCUGUUUUCUAUCUUUGUCUUGUCAUACAGAUAUCUCGCUGUGUAUCUGAACUGAAUGACUGAGUUUUGUGCAUUUUUGUGAGUGUGCGUUUGUCGGUAUGUGCAGGAGUGAUUGAAAUGACGGGUUGAAUUGCCAACUGAGUAAACCCAGUGUUACGGGUAAGGAAAGGAAGAGUCCCACUUUAAAAAAAAAAGAAAGAGAAAAUCACUGCCUGUAGUUGUAGUAAGGACUAGAAGGACUGAAACAGUUCCUCUACUCUCUCACCUGAUCUAGUGUCUCUCCUUUCCCCUCUUGUAUAGAACCACUGUUCCUUGUUUAAGGAACCUUUGCCAAUAUAAUAUCCCUAAACAUUUGUAUGUAUCUAACACUGUAAUAACAUUGAAACAAGAACAAAAACAGCAUUGCUUUAACAUCUGAACUUUGGUGAGUAUUUGUUUCCACCAGUUACUAACUCCCCUCAGGGUUUAUGAAACUCAGCAGCUUUUUGUUGUUGUUGCCAAAACCAAUCACCAAACGGUUCCGUCUCUCAUCUCUAACUUGAUAAUCAUAUUUAUAAUCAUUUUCGGUUAAACCUUCCCAGAACUAUCUGCUAAGCUGGUGGGGUCAUGACAUUGACAGUAAUGGUGAAAUCCUUCACCAGGAAACCCACAAAGGAAUGACUUAUGCAAUAAUGAUGUUUCAGCAUGCAAUAAUGAACAACCCCCCCCAAUAAGCCCAUCAAAUGAUCGAAAAAACAACGCACAUCUUCAGCAAAAUGCCUCUUCAGAUAAAUGCAUAUUAUAAAGGGAGAACAGUGUAUUUUGUACAAAUAUUUUAAAAGUAUUAAAAUAAGCCUGUUAUAUGUGUACAUACAAAUGUUGAAUGAAUGGUGAAAAUGUGAUGUGUUUUUUUUCUCCUGGAUAACUAAAUGAAACCGAUAUUAAUGCAAA
Messenger RNA from Labrus mixtus (cuckoo wrasse), 5832 nucleotides. RefSeq names its product RAS p21 protein activator 3 (gene rasa3). The record is from RefSeq and is a predicted model, not a curated record. Lineage: Eukaryota; Metazoa; Chordata; Actinopteri; Labriformes; Labridae. Gene Ontology annotation, molecular function: GTPase activator activity. The coding region runs from base 175 to 2676 and encodes 833 amino acids. The transcript is spliced from 24 exons. Gene Ontology annotation, biological process: regulation of GTPase activity; negative regulation of Ras protein signal transduction; intracellular signal transduction.